Marmota flaviventris (yellow-bellied marmot) is the source of this 3349-nucleotide messenger RNA. NCBI's taxonomy places the organism in Eukaryota, Metazoa, Chordata, Mammalia, Rodentia, Sciuridae. The record is from RefSeq and is a predicted model, not a curated record.
AUGCGUGAUUCAGCUCAGUUCACUUCUGGAAAACCCCAACCACACAGCGGAGACCUUGAGGAAGGCCCCGCCCGGAACCUGACGGGUCCAGGCAUGGCCACUUCUGCCCAAGAGGUUGUCCAGCCCCCUCUGCCUCCACCACAGCCAGACAAGGCUCCUCCAGCUGCGCUCGGGGACUUCCGCUCGCGGGAGCCAGCCGUCACAGUGUCCACCUCUGGAGACCCUGGGGACGCGUGCGGACCGGCCCUCCGUCCCCUGACGGAAGCAUCCCUGGCCUCUGCAGAGACGGUGCGGCGGUUCCAGGACGCGCUGCGGGACCAGUACCAGGCCACGCGUGCGGGCCGCGAGGGCAUCGCCGUGGAGGUGGAUCUGGUGAGCGCCAGGUUGGAGAAGGGCAGCAACAAGAGCCAGGAGCGGGAGCUGGCCACCCCGGACUGGGCAGAGCGGCAGCUGGCCCGCGGGGGUCUGGCGGGGGUGUUGGCGGCGGCCGGCCACCGCCGGCGGCCGCGGGAGACUCUGGUGAUCGCCGUGCUGGGCAAGGCCGGCCAGGGCAAGAGCCACUGGGCCCGGGCGGCCGGCGUGGCCUGGGCCGGCGGCCAGCUGCCGCAGUACGACUUCGUCUUCUACGCGUCCUGCCGCGGCCUGGACCGCCCCGGGGACACCUACCACCUGCGAGAGCUGCUCUGCUCCCUGGGCCCGCGGCCGCUGGCCCUGGACGACGAGGUCUUCAGGCACCUCCUGCGGCGGCCCGACCGCGUGCUGCUGGCCCUCGACGCCCUGGAGGAGCUGGAGGCGCAGGACGGCGGCCCGGGCGGACCCCCGACGGCGGAGCGCGGGUGCCGGGGGCUGCUGGCCGGCCUCCUCCAGGGGCAGCUGCUGCGCGGCUGCACCCUGCUCCUCACGGCUCGGCCCCGGGGCCGCCUGGCGCAGAGCCUGAGCAAGGCGCACGCGCUCUUCGAGGUGGCCGGCUUCUCCGGCGCGCAGGCCCAGGACUACGCCAGGCGCUACUUUGAGACCUCGGGGGCCACGGGCCACCCAGAGAGAGCCCUGGCCCUCCUGCGGGACCGGCCCUUCCUCCUGGCCCACAGCCACAGCCCCCCCGUGUGCAGGGCCGUGUGCCAGCUCUCCGAGGCCCUGCUGGCGCAGGGGGACCAGGCCCAGCUGCCCCCCACGCUCACGGGGCUCUACGUUGGCCUGCUGGGCCCCGUGGCCCGCGGCAGCCCCCCGGGGGCCCUGGCGGGACUGGCCCAGCUGGCCUGGGAGAUGGGCCGCACGCACCAGGGCACCCUGCGGGAGGGCCAGUUCCCGUCGGCAGAGGCGAGGACCUGGGCGGUGGCCGGAGGCCUCGUGCGGCCCGUGCCGGGGACGGCGGGGGGGCAGCUGGCCUUCUCCAGCUUCGUCCUCCAGUGCUUCCUGGGGGCCCUGUGGCUGGCCCUGAGCGGCGACAUCAAGGACAAGGAGCUGCCGCAGUAUUUGGCGUUGACCCCGAGGAAGAAGAGGCCCUACGACAACUGGCUGGAGGCCGCGCCGCGCUUCCUGUCGGGACUGAUCUUCCAGCCGCGGGCCACCUGCCUGGGAGCCCUGGUGGCGCCCGCGGAGGCCGCCUCCGUGGACAGGAAGCGCCGGGCGCUCGCCAGGUACCUGAGGCGCCUGCAGCCCGGCUCCCUGCGCGCCCGGCGGCUGCUCGAGCUGCUGCACUGCGCGCACGAGGCCCAGGAGGCCGCGCUCUGGCAGCACGUGGCGCAGGAGCUGCCCGCGCGCCUCGGCCUCCUGGGCGCCCGGCUCGCGCCCGCCGACGCCUUCGUGCUGGGCCAGGCCCUGAGCGCGGCCGGCCGGGACUUCUCCCUGGACCUGCGCAGCACGGGCAUCGACCCCUCCGGCCUGGAGAGCCUCGUGGGACUCGCCUCCGUCACCCGCUUCAGGGCCGCCCUGAGUGACACAAUGGGGCUGUGGGAGUCCCUGCAGCAGCGUGGGGAGACCCGGCUACUCCAGGCCGCAGAGGACAAGUUCACCAUCGAGCCGUUUAAGGCCAAGUCCCUGAAGGACGUGCAGGAUCUGGAGAGUCUCGUGCAGACCCAGAGGUUGAGGAGUUCCUCUGAAGAGGCCCCGGGGACCCUGCCUGCUGUCCGCGACCUGAAGAAGCUGGAGUUUGCGUUGGGCCCCAGCUGGGGUCCCCAGGCUUUCCCCAGACUGGCCAAGAUUCUCCCCGCCUUUUCGUCCCUUCAGCAUCUGGACCUGGACUCGCUGAGCGAGAACAAGAUUGGGGACGAGGGAGUCUCGCAGCUCUCAGCCACCUUCCCUCAGCUGAAGGCCCUGGAGACACUCAACCUGUCCCAGAACAGCAUCACCGACGUGGGGGCCUGCAAGCUGGCCGAGGCCCUGCCCUCACUUGCUGCGACCCUCCUCAGGCUCAGCUUGUAUAAUAACUGCAUCUGCGACCUGGGAGCAGAGAGCCUGGCCCGCGCGCUUCCAGAGAUGGCGUCCCUGCGGGUGCUGGACGUCCAGUACAACAAGUUCACAGCCGCGGGCGCCCAGCAGCUGGCCUCCAGCCUGAGAAAGUGCCCUCACGUGGAGACACUGGCAAUGUGGACUCCCACAAUCCCCUUUGGUGUGCAGGAGCAUCUGCAGCAGCUGGACUCCCGGAUCAGCCUGAGAUGACGCUGGCUGGGCUCUGGACAAGCACAGACUCUGAGGACGCUGACGCGCUGGACCCUGACCUGGGUUCCGUGGACCCAGCUCGUUUCCGGGCACCCCAUGAGCCUCGGCAUCCUGGCCCCCCGCCCCUGCCGGCUCAGGAUCGGCCCGUCCGGCUGGUGAAUGGACUCAUCUUGGCGGGCAGGCCCGGGCCCCACCCCAGGCUCCCCAGGGCCCAGGCCCACGCCAGCCUGUUCAGCUGCUCUGAGCCCUGGUGGACAGGUGGGCGCCACGGCAGCAGGCCUGAGCCGUACCCUGUGCACCACUGGGCAGUCAGGGCCAGGCCAGAGCCCAGGCCUGAGGCAGCCUCCCUGGGGCCCGCCUAGUGUCCCUGCUGCUCUCCAACAGGGCACCGAUGGGCCGACUCGCCACUGUGAAGACACCAGCCUGCCAGUCCCCCAGCCUGAGCAGGCCCUGCGGCAGCUGCUCCCGUCUGUGGUGCUCGCUGCUGCACUGACUUUUGGCCAAGGCCAAAGCUAGGCCCGGCCAGAACACUGGACCUCAGCCGGGACCCAGCAAACGAUACACUAAGGGGGAGGGAGCCGCCUGGAGCCCCUGCCCCUGCCCUCGCCCUGUGUCGCCCUUUCCACUACGUGAUAAAGUCCCACGUGGGUCGUCGGCUGGCCCAGGGUUUGGGCUUACACCACGAUUUCCA